UAACUUGCGCGUGAGACUUCUUCAGCUCCUGAACGCGGUUUAUUUCCCAUCGUUUGAACUGUGAUUACGGCAGAAACGUCUGCUUUACGGCCUCUUUGUUGUUGUUGUUGUUGUUGUUGUUGUUGUUGUUGUUGUUGUUGUUGGAGACCGGAUGGAUUCUACCUGACCAUGUUGGAGGAGGACUUGCGCGGCAAACACGGGAAGGAACCGUUCUGCAGUCAGUACCGCUUUGGUUCUCUGCUGGGCAGCGGUGGUUUUGGUUCUGUGUUCUCCGGCCAGAGGCUUUCUGACGGACUGCAGGUCGCCAUUAAGCAGAUUUCCAGAGACCGAGUUCAGCAGUGGACCAAACUGCCCGGUGAGGUCAGCCCUGUUCCCAUGGAGAUCGCUCUGCUGCAGAGGCUAUCGGAGGUCGGAGGUCACGGGGGGGUCAGAGGUCACAAGGGGGUCGUCCAUAUGCUGGACUGGUUCGAGGUGGAGGGGCGGGGCUUCCUGCUGGUGCUGGAGCGCCCGCCGCUGUACCAGGAUCUGUUUGACUUCAUCACGGAGAGAGGAGCGCUGCCGGAACGCCUCGCACACAGGUUCUUCCGUCAGGUGGUGGAGGCUCUGCGGUUCCUUCACGCUCACGGCGUGGUGCACAGAGACAUAAAGGACGAGAACAUCGUGGUGGACACGAGGACGCUGGAGGUCACGGUGGUGGACUUUGGAUCCGGAGCUCCUCUUAAAGAGACGGCGUACAGCGAGUUUGAAGGUACCCGGGUCUACAGCCCCCCCGAGUGGAUCGAGUCUCAGUCCUACGAGGCCGUCUCUCUCACCGUCUGGUCUCUGGGCGUCCUGCUCUUCGACAUGGUGUGCGGCGACAUCCCGUUCGAGCGCGACCAGGAGAUCGUCAGGGCCACGCCCACUUUUACCAGACGGGUCUCUAAAGAAUGCCAGUCUCUGAUUCGCUGGUGUCUCUCGUACCGCCCUGAGGAGCGACCGACUCUGGAGGAGAUCCUGUCUCACCCCUGGAUGGAGGGAGGAAAGGAGGAGGAGGAGGAGGAGGAGGAGGAGGAGGAAGGAGGCCUGCAGGAGGACCACAGCAGUCUGCCCAACCAGUCCCUGUAACAUACAAGGCUCUGGACAGAUGAUCACAGUGCACGCAACCCUGAACAUAAAAGGCUCUGGACAGAUGAUCACAGUGCACGCAACCCUGAACAUACAAGGCUCCGGACAGAUGAUCACAGUGCACGCAACCCUGAACAUAAAAGGCUCUGGACAGAUGAUCACAGUGCACGCAACCCUGAACAUACAAGGCUCCGGACAGAUGAUCACAGUGCACGCAACCCUGAACAUAAAAGGCUCUGGACAGAUGACCACAGUGCACGCAACCCUGAACAUAAAAGGCUCUGGACAGAUGAUCACAGUGCACGCAACCCUGAACAUAAAAGGCUCUGGACAGAUGAUCACAGUGCACGCAACCCUGAACAUAAAAGGCUCUGGACAGAUGAUCACAGUGCACGCAACCCUGAACAUAAAAGGCUCUGGACAGAUGAUCACAGUGCACGCAACCCUGAACAUAAAAGGCUCUGGGCAGAUGACCACAGUGCACGCAACCCUGAACAUAAAAGGCUCUGGACAGAUGACCACAGUGCACGCAACCCUGAACAUAAAAGGCUCUGGACAGAUGAUCACAGUGCACGCAACCCUGAACAUAAAAGGCUCUGGGCAGAUGACCACAGUGCACGCAACCCUGAACA
This is a messenger RNA of Cyclopterus lumpus (lumpfish), 1736 nucleotides long. RefSeq names its product Pim-2 proto-oncogene, serine/threonine kinase (gene pim2). The transcript is spliced from 7 exons. Gene Ontology annotation, cellular component: cytoplasm. Bases 169 to 1104 code for a protein of 311 amino acids. Gene Ontology annotation, biological process: negative regulation of apoptotic process; protein autophosphorylation; regulation of mitotic cell cycle. Gene Ontology annotation, molecular function: protein serine/threonine kinase activity; ATP binding. The record is from RefSeq and is a predicted model, not a curated record. Lineage: Eukaryota; Metazoa; Chordata; Actinopteri; Perciformes; Cyclopteridae.